Molecule: messenger RNA, 543 nt
Organism: Penicillium verhagenii
Lineage: Eukaryota; Fungi; Ascomycota; Eurotiomycetes; Eurotiales; Aspergillaceae
Product: mitochondrial pyruvate carrier family protein
Exons: 4
Coding region: 1-543 (180 amino acids)
Biological process (GO): pyruvate import into mitochondria
Cellular component (GO): mitochondrial inner membrane
Molecular function (GO): pyruvate transmembrane transporter activity
Source: RefSeq, a predicted model, not a curated record
AUGUCGUCUCGCGUGGGAUUCCGCUUCCUUAACAACACUCGCUUUGCCUUCCGCAAUGCCACUGGUCCCUUCCGCCGGCAGGCCGGCCAGGGCUUCCGUUUCCAGAGCUCCGAGGCCGGCGCCGCGGAGCAGUCGAGCUUCUUCAAGCGCAUGUGGGACAGCCCUGUUGGCGUGAAGACUGUGCACUUCUGGGCUCCUAUGAUGAAGUGGGCUUUGGUCAUCGCCGGUAUCUCCGACUUCAACCGCCCGGCUGAGAAGCUGUCCCUUACCCAGAACGGUGCCUUGAUGGCUACUGGUGCCAUCUGGACCCGCUGGUGCUUGAUUAUCAAGCCCCGUAACGUCCUGCUUGCCGCUGUCAACUUCUUCCUCGGAUGCGUUGGUGUUGUCCAGGUCACCCGCAUUGUCCAGUACCGCCGCAGCCUCGAUGGCUCCGCUGAGGAGACCGUUGUCGAGUCCGCCAAGGGUGUCGUCUCUGCCGCCGAGGAGGCCGCUGAGGGUGCCGUGAAGGCUGUUGAGGAUAAGGUGUCUGAUAAGACCAACUAA